Molecule: messenger RNA, 1098 nt
Organism: Leptomonas pyrrhocoris
Lineage: Eukaryota; Euglenozoa; Kinetoplastea; Trypanosomatida; Trypanosomatidae
Exons: 1
Coding region: 385-1098 (237 amino acids)
Source: RefSeq, a predicted model, not a curated record
AGAUGAUUAGCACAGUCCCGUCUACGUUUGUGGCGCUUCACUUACUAGAAGAAGUGUUAAAGAAUACUACGACGACUACGCUCCUCUGGACGCCUACUGGGUGCUCACGCGUUGUUCGUGGCAUGCUCUGCACGGCUGGAAAAGGCAUUGCCUCGAGCGGUCUACCUGUUUAUAACUCCCUUCAUGGCUAUUGUUUUCCUCCUCACCACAUCAUAGAUUGUACGUAUUACGAGAGGUACGCUUAACGCAACAAGGUGCAUUUAAAAUCAACAUUUUCAGAAGGAAAUUGCUGGAGGGGCGGUUCCGUCGUGUACACACACACACGAGCACGUUAUCUCUUUCCAUUUCUUGUUUUUCUCCCUCUUCCUCUUUGCACACGUCACCAUGGACUCCGCCGCCCCCUCCUCUCCACGAAACGUUGUCUACGACACCCUUCGAAAGGUCCACCAAGCAGCCCCGCAGUUGAAGCCAAUCCCCGCCUUCGAGGUGUACAAGGUGGCGAGGGAGGAGGAGCUCGCGGCCUACCGCAUGCUAUGCCGUGUACUCGUCAUGCACCACGGCACCACGCUGCCCAAGGCCCAGCAACGGAUAUUGGAAGACAUGGGUGAGCAACUCUGCAUUAGCGAGUCGCGGCGGGAGCUCGAGCAGGAGGUGGCGGCGCACGAUGACGUGCUGCUCGGCAUCCGCAACGCUGGUGUGCUGCGCCGUCGAGGUGACUUCACGGACGGGGUGGAGGAGAUGACGGUGGCGCAGUACCUCGCGGAGGCGCCGAAGGAUGACGGCAACGGCCUCUACGCACCGUCGACGAAGACGGCUCGGCUGGACGGCGGUGACGGUGCUGGGGGACGUGGCUACGCUGGUGGGGGUGGUGGUGGCAGUGGUAGUAUGAGUGCCGGUGGUGCGGCGACUGCGGUGGUUGGAGCGAAGAAGAAGGGCCACGUGCACGCUGCCGUGUCGAGGCUGGCGAAGGAGAUUGAGGCGAGCGGAAAGGCGUUGCUCUUCAGCAGUAACCCACAGGAGGAGCAGCAGCUGAUCCAGUCGCUGCAGCAGAAGCGUGACGCGCUGGUAGCUCUCAAGGAGGAAUUGCUAGAGUCCUAG